Messenger RNA from Oryza sativa Japonica Group (Japanese rice), 970 nucleotides. NCBI's taxonomy places the organism in Eukaryota, Viridiplantae, Streptophyta, Magnoliopsida, Poales, Poaceae. The record is from RefSeq and is a predicted model, not a curated record.
AUGUCGCUCCACCAGCGGCCGCACCAGAAGCCGCCGGCGACCGACUCCCUCCCCGCCUCCGCCGCCGCCGCCGCCGCCGCGCCUUCUCGCCCGCUCCCACUCCUCACCCUCCCUUACCUCUUCUCCCUCCUCGCGCUCCUCCUCCUCCUCGCCCUCCUCUUCCCCUGGGGCCCUCCCAGCCACUCCUCUGCCCCCGCCUCGCCGUGGCGGGGGUACACGCUCCAGGAGGCCGCCGCCUUCGCCGCUCGCGCGGGAAACGGCACCAUCGUCCUCGCCGCCGUCUCCGGGCCCUACCUCCCCUUCCUCUCCAACUGGCUCAUCACCGUCCGCCGCGCCGGCCGCGCCGACCAGGUGCUCGUCGUCGCCGAGGACUAUGACACGCUCGAGCGGAUCAAUGCGGCGUGGCCGGGACACGCCGUCCUCGUGCCCCCCGCGCCCGACGCCCAGGUCGCCCACAAGUUCGGAUCCCAGGGGUUCUUUAACUUCACCUCGCGGCGGCCGCGGCACUUGCUGCAGAUUCUUGAGCUAGGGUACAGUGUCAUGUACAACGAUGUCGACAUGGUGUGGCUCGCCGACCCAUUCCCGUAUAUCGUCGGGGAUCAUGACGUGUACUUCAUGGAUGAUAUGACUCCUGUGAAGCCAUUGGAUCAUUCACAUGAGCUGCCACCACCUGGUAAGAAGGGGCGGACUUACAUCUGCAGCUGCAUGAUAUUCCUGCGGCCAACGGAAGGGGCUAAGCUGCUAUUGAGGAAGUGGAUUGAGGAGCUCAAGGAGCAGCCCUGGUCAAAGAAGCAGAAAGCAAAUGAUCAGCCAGCAUUCAACUGGGCUUUGAACAAGACUGCAGGACAGGACACACAGGACUAUGAUGAAGUGGCACAAGAUAAGAUGGCUACAUAUAAGAGGGAUCAGGAUUCACGGCUGUAUCAUGUGAAUUUUGGAGCAUAAAGCUUCAGUUCGAGGCUUUGGGCCU